UUCGACUGAUGUUAACAGGAGAAAACGUGAGCAACACCAUUAAUUUGAACGAGAUCGCUGAGCAGACAGAAGGUUUUUCUUGCAGCGAUCUGCGAGAGACUUGCCGAAAUGCUGUUAUACAUCAGGUCCACAGUCACUUGGAGAAGAAGAAGAUGAGACCAAGUUCUCAGCAGAAAACCAGCAGCCAGUGUGAUCAAAGUCAUGUGGAGGUGGAGCGUCUGCAGCCAGUCAGCCAGGAGGACCUGCUCUUCGGUCUGAGCAAGCUGAAGGCAUCUAAGCGGGCCACGUCCUCCGCUGUGCCCAACGCCACCAAACCCUGAACAGAAAGCCCUUCUCUGAAGAUCAACUCACUUCCAUGGUUCAAAA
Molecule: messenger RNA, 366 nt
Organism: Thalassophryne amazonica
Lineage: Eukaryota; Metazoa; Chordata; Actinopteri; Batrachoidiformes; Batrachoididae
Product: ATPase family AAA domain-containing protein 1-A-like
Exons: 3
Coding region: 9-320 (103 amino acids)
Source: RefSeq, a predicted model, not a curated record